Messenger RNA from Platichthys flesus (European flounder), 2129 nucleotides. It is a transcript of the gene crcp, whose product is annotated as calcitonin gene-related peptide-receptor component protein. The transcript has 6 exons. The record is from RefSeq and is a predicted model, not a curated record. Bases 756 to 1163 code for a protein of 135 amino acids. Gene Ontology annotation, cellular component: RNA polymerase III complex. Gene Ontology annotation, biological process: transcription initiation at RNA polymerase III promoter. NCBI's taxonomy places the organism in Eukaryota, Metazoa, Chordata, Actinopteri, Pleuronectiformes, Pleuronectidae. Gene Ontology annotation, molecular function: nucleotide binding.
UUUGUAUCUAUUGAAUAUUACUCGAUAUGCACGAGGCCUACAUGUAUGUUCGGCUGUGUGUUUGUUUAAUACUCAAGCUUUAGUCAAACGCUGCAGGUUGAAGGGAACAAAACUUCAGUUUGUGGGUAAACGAGAGUUUAAUGUCACAACCGCUGUUAGCCAUGUUCAGGCUUCUCUCCUUAAAAGUAAAUACACGAUAACAAGAAGAAGAAGAAGAAGAAGAAAAAGCUAUUGGAAUAAUGCUGCUGUUUCCUGGUUGUGUAUUUGUGGUCAGAAAAAUGAUUAAUAAACAACAUAGGGGGGACUUAGCUUCUUAAAAUCAGUUGAAAUCCAUUUGUCAUCGACAGAAAAUGAAAUUAUUAAAACAGUUUUCUGUGUCAGUGUUCUGGUAAAUGUUGUGUGUCUGGUUUCUAAUGUGUGUUUGUGCUUUCAGGGGAAAAUGUUAGAAGCGUUUUUACCAUUCUGUUGAUUAACCUGUCUGAUCAACAGGGACCUAACAGCUAAAGGUACAAAGAGAUAAUAUUACUGAAGAAAUUAUUAUUAUUAUUAAAAUAAUUUAAAUGGAAAAGAAAAGUGACUAUGACACUAACCGAUGUCCACAUCACUUUCAAUUAGUCUUAUUUUUAUUACUUUUAAUGCAGUUGUUAAAGUUGUUUCAGCAACCACAGGAGGCUCAUGUGUCCACAAGGGACCAAACUAACACCUGAGCUAGUGCUGCUCACUGAACAAGGACUGAGAAAAACGCCAACGCUGCCAUGCUCAGUAACUAUGAGGUGUUCAAACUCCUGACAGACCUGAAGGAACAAAGGAAGGAGAGCGGGAAGAGCAAGAACAGCUCUGGGCAGCAGAACUUGAACACCAUCAUGUAUGAGACGCUCAAGCACCUGUCGAAUACGCCCUGCAGCAGACAGAGCCCAGAGGUGGUCCAAGAGUUCCUCACCACCAUGAUGCCUCAUAAACUCACCAAGGCUGAGAAACUGCAGCUACUGAACCACCGGCCGCAGACCGCAGUGGAAAUUCAGCUGAUGGUAGAGGAGAGUGAAGAGCGUUUGUCAGAGGAGCAGAUCGAGGAGCUCAUCCAGACGGUAGCAGACAUUCUACCCGGUGACCCUGAACAGCUGAAUGCUGCACCAGCAGAGGCAGAGAUGGAUGAACAGUCAUGACGCUGUGAAAGUCCAGAAAUGACCCACAGGUGAAGAAUUGGAGUGGUUGCUUUUUUUUGCAUCACUUCUUGAACUGAAGAACGUCCUGACCAAGUGGAUGCAGAGUGGCUGCCUGGCCGUGGCUCACAGUACAUGGUUAUCACUUAAAUCCCUCAUUGAAGGAUUCAAAUUAAGGUGAAAAUACGCACAUUGUCAUCAUUUACUCAGUGUUGUGUACAUACAGCUGAAUUCAGAUCCCAAAUGUGCACACUUUCAUGAGUACAGGUUUUUGAACACUGACUUGUUUUGCUCCUGACUUGUCUGAUUUGUAUUUCACAGCAGAUCAUAUUUUGGCAGAGACAAUCUGCUAUUAAAGAGCCCAUAUUGUGUCAAAUACAUUUUCUGAGCUUUUACUAUCCGUAAUGCCUUGAAGGGGUCAGUAGGUGGCUUCACAGUAUGAAAACAGUCACUCCGCGGACUUUUUCAUUCGAAGAAUUGGGUUAUCUGAACGUAUCAUUUCGUAAUUCCUCCCCUGUAUGAUGUCAUCCGGGUUCACACUCGUCUCUCAGCCCCACGCAGCCGGUACCAGUCCAGCCUCCGAACCCACCACCCCACUCCCAGUCGGCACCACCACCCCUCCACACCGAACGCGACACCAAGCAGACAUGUUGCUGAGCUAGCAGCAUGUUAGCUACCAAAGACUAACCACACUGAAGAAACAUUGUCGCGUGGAGAGAUGCAAGGAAGAGAAUGUGUCAGUGCACGUUCCUCCAAAGAACGUUAAUGUUCGAGACCUGCGAUUACGCUUUAAAUCCCAGAAUGUGUAAAAUAUGGGCCCCCCUUUAAGUGUUUUUUUUAUUCUUUGUUGCUUUAUGAUUUCAAAAGCUGUAAUAUAUCAUAUGUCAGUCGAAAUUAAAUCUGCAUAAGUCUUAUUGCAAUGGCUAUGUAAUAAGUAAACAGUUGGGACCGAGAGGUGAUGGGUUCAAA